UGUGUGUGUGUGUGUGUGUUGCCAAGAGAAUGCGGUGUAAGGAGGUCAGAUGCCGCAGGUCUCGUGUGCUUUAAUUAAAGUCAGUUUGACGUCUUAUUGAAUGUGACAAGAAAUGAAUAAACCCAAAAUGGCGGCAGAAAAAAGUGCUUCCCGGGUGCUGAUGGUGCUGAGUCAGCUGGAAAGACUGAACGAGGAGCAUAAAGUCUCUGAUAAUGACGCCAUCCGGCAGACCACAGGCAAAAUCCUUCACCUCAUCCAGACUCAAGAGAAGACCUGUAGGGAGGUGACAUCUAAAGGCUCUGGCGGGAUGGAGGUCAUUCUGUCGUCUCUGGAGAAUACACAGGACAUGCAGACCACUCUCAAUAUCCUCGCUAUCUUGAAUGAACUGUUGACUGUGGGUGGAGGCCGCAGGACCGGGGUGUUUGUGUCUAAAGGAGGAACAGCCAUUCUGCUGCAGCUGCUGGUGAGCUCCAGCAAAGACCCUCCGGCCAAUGAGGAACUAAUGCUUCACAUUCACUCUCUACUGAGCAAAGUCGGCCUCAAAGUUCCCAGUGACAUCACUUCCUCUUCAGACAGGAAGUUUGGCGUAAAAGCGCAUCUGAACGGGGCUCUGAAUGUGACUUUGAAUCUAGUGAAGCAUAAUCUGCAGAACUACAAGCUGUUGCUGCCGUGCCUUCAGGUGCUUCGGGUCUACUCAAGCAACUUGGUAAAUGCAGUGUCGCUGGGAAAGAGUGGCGCUUUGGAGAUCAUGUUCGAAAUCAUCGGACCCUUCGGCAAAAAGAGCACCACUCUGCUGAAGGUGGCUUUGGACACACUGGCGGCAUUACUGAAGUCUGGAAUGAAUGCCUGUCGGGCAGUGGACAGAGGAUACCUUCCCACGCUACUCGCAAUCUACCAAGAUUGGCACCGCAAUGAUACACGCCACUGCCAUGUGGUCAUCCGCAAGAGCAUUCUGGGAUGCAUCAAAAACCUCACUAACAUUAAGCUUGGCAGGAAGGCCUUAAUUGAUGCCAAUGGGAUGAGGAUCCUUUACAACACAUCCACUGAGUGCCUGCCUGUCCGGACACUGGAUCCACUGGUCAAUACCUCCAGCCUAAUUAUGAGGAAGUGCUUUCCAAAGAACCGCCUACCACUGCCUACUAUUAAAAGUGUCUUUCACCACCUGCUACCACACAUACCAGCUGGUGGACCAGUGGCGCAGCUGUACAACCAGCCGCCUGGAGUGGAUGAUGUAGUUGAUGAGAAUGAAGCCACGGAGGUCGACACAGAAAAUGACACGGAAUAUGAGGAGGACGAAACCGGUCACAAAACACAGAAUGAUGAUGACAUAGAGACAGAUAUCAGAAAACUGCGGCCCAUACAGGUGAAUACACGUCCGUUCGAUGAGCUCAGAGCCUACGAGUAUUUCUGUCGGGAAUUCAGUGAGAAUUUUGAGGAGGAUGACUUUGAAAGCCCCAGAUCCAUCAACCCUCCAUCAAGCGUUAACUCAGAGCUUCAUCGUCCCAUCAUCAUUCCCACCACGCCGAGCUCCUUGGGGCCUCAAAACAGACGUCCACUGCGAGAGGACCUUCUGACGCCCAAGUCAGAUGAAUCACCUCUGGAGCUGGACAGCAUUUCCAUAUCAAAAAGGCCAGAGGGCACAGCGGACCCCGAUCUGGUCUGUAGUUUGGGCCGCCUGGUUCUAGAUGCUGGCGUGAAUGGAGACUCUGUGGAUGGGCCUCAGGAGGAGGGCGGGGAGCAAGCGGUGCUGGAAGUGCCAGACACCGCAGCACUGCUGCCGCUGCACGACCCUGACCUUUACUUAGAGAUGGUGAAGAGCACCCGCUCAGUACCCGCCUACACAGAAGUGGCUUAUCCAGAUUACUUUGGGCAUGUGGCUCCCAACCUCCGCGAGCCCAUUCUAGAGAGGGUUUAUGGUGUGCAGAGAACGAAGAUUUUCCAGGACAUUGAGAGGCUCAUUCAUUCCAGUGACAUCCUCGAUAAAGUCGUGUAUGACUUGGACAAUCAGAGUUGUCCAGUCAUUGACAACGGCGAGUCUCUGAAGUUCAACUCUAAGUUUGAGUCUGGAAACCUACGGAAAGCAGUACAAGUCAGAAAGUUUGAGUAUGACUUGAUCUUGAACUCCGAUAUCAAUAGUAAUCACUACCACCAGUGGUUCUAUUUCGAGGUGGGCAAUAUGCGUCCUGGAGUUCGUUAUCAAUUCAACAUAAUCAACUGUGAGAAGUCCAACAGCCAAUUCAAUUAUGGUAUGCAAGUGCUCAUGUACUCUGUACAGGGCGCCAUCAACGGCAGCCCCCAUUGGGUUAGAACAGGAUCGGACAUCUGUUACUACAAGAAUCAUUUCUCACGAAGCUCCAUUGCAGCCGGGGGUCAAAAGGGCAAAUCGUACUUCACCUUGACCUUCACUGUGACCUUUCAGCAUAAAGAUGAUGUUUGCUACUUUGCCUACCAUUACCCAUACACCUGCUCAAUGCUGAAGAUGCAUCUGCAGAAGUUGAGUGCUUUGCGUACUGCUCAGAUCUACUACAGACAGGAUGAUCUGUGUGAAACGCUGGGAGGAAACAGCUGUCCCCUGCUCACCAUCACAGCCAUGCCAGAAUCCUCCAGCAAUGACCACAUCAGCCAGUUCAAAAGCCGUCCAGUGGUGUUUCUGUCUGCGCGGGUGCAUCCUGGAGAGACUAACUCUAGCUGGGUGAUGAAGGGCACUCUAGAGUUUCUCAUGAGCUGCAGUCCUCAAGCCCAAAGUCUACGAGAGAGCUACAUCUUCAAAAUCAUCCCCAUGCUCAACCCUGAUGGCGUCAUCAAUGGAAAUCAUCGUUGUUCUCUGAGUGGGGAGGAUCUGAACAGACAGUGGCAGAGCCCCAAUGCCGAGCUGCACCCCACCAUCUACCACGCCAAGAGUCUCCUGCAGUACCUCAGAGCUACAGGAAGAACUCCUCUGGUGUUCUGCGACUAUCACGGCCAUUAA
Sinocyclocheilus anshuiensis is the source of this 2968-nucleotide messenger RNA. RefSeq names its product cytosolic carboxypeptidase 1-like. The record is from RefSeq and is a predicted model, not a curated record. NCBI's taxonomy places the organism in Eukaryota, Metazoa, Chordata, Actinopteri, Cypriniformes, Cyprinidae. Bases 113 to 2968 code for a protein of 951 amino acids. Gene Ontology annotation, biological process: proteolysis; C-terminal protein deglutamylation; protein side chain deglutamylation. The transcript is spliced from 23 exons. Gene Ontology annotation, molecular function: zinc ion binding; metallocarboxypeptidase activity.